Molecule: messenger RNA, 2004 nt
Organism: Harmonia axyridis
Lineage: Eukaryota; Metazoa; Arthropoda; Insecta; Coleoptera; Coccinellidae
Product: zinc finger protein 64-like
Exons: 2
Coding region: 61-1503 (480 amino acids)
Biological process (GO): regulation of transcription by RNA polymerase II
Molecular function (GO): DNA-binding transcription factor activity, RNA polymerase II-specific; RNA polymerase II transcription regulatory region sequence-specific DNA binding
Source: RefSeq, a predicted model, not a curated record
AUUACAUUAUGAUUGUUGCUAGAAAAAAUUGCCAAAUCCUGAUCGAAAAAAAAUAUUUAGAUGGAGGCCGAAAUAUUUAAAGUAGAAGUUGAUGAAGAUGAGAUCAAAGAAUCAUUUUUUAGCUACAAUGCUCAGUACAUAGAUGAUGAUUGGUUAACUUAUAAACCGAAAACUGAAAAUGUAGAACACUUUGUAGAAGUGAAUGAAGGAACUGAUAAGAUGAUAGAAACUCCAAAAAAAUAUGAAGAGGAGGUAUUAUUUGAUGUGAAAUUAAAUGAGACUGCCAAGGAUAUUGAUCCAAAGAAAUAUAACUGUGACCUUAGUGAUGUUGCUUCAGCCCGAAAUCUGGACCUUAAAAAGCAUAUAAAUUCAGUUCACUUGACGAUGAAGCAAUUUCAAUGUAAUCUAUAUGAUUACACUGCAGCUCCAAAAGACAACUUUGAAAAGCAUAUAGAAUUGCUUCAUUUGAAUAAAAAAGAGCAUAAGUGUCACCUUUGUGACUAUGCUACAUUUGACCAGAGAAGUCUUGAAGAGCAUAUAAAUUUGGUUCAUUCAAAAUUGAAGAAAUAUGCAUGUUUGAAGUGUGAUUAUGCCACAGCGCAUAAAGGAUGCUUAAAACGCCAUAUAAAUUCAAUUCAUUUGAAUUUGAAGAAACAUAAAUGUCACCUAUGUGAUUUUGCUUCUGACCGAAAUGUGAAACUUAAAAUUCAUUUAGAUUCAGUUCACUUGAAGAUAAAAGAAUAUCAGUGCCAUUUAUGUGAUUACGCCGCAGCUCGAAAGGACAAACUGAAAACUCAUAUAGAAUCAAUUCAUUUAAAUUUGAAGAAAUAUCAGUGUCAUCUAUGUGAUUACUCCGCAGCUCGAAAGGACACUCUAAAAACUCAUAUAGAAUCAACUCAUUUAAAUUCGAGGAAAUAUAAGUGCCACUUAUGUGAUUUUGCUACUGCCCGAAAUAUGUUCCUUAAAAAGCAUAUAAAUUCAGUUCACUUGACGCUAAAGAAAUAUCAGUGCCAUUUAUGUGAUUACGCCGCAGCUCAAAAGGACAAUCUGAAAACUCAUAUAGAAUCAAUCCAUUUAAGUUUGAAGAAAUAUAAGUGUCACUUAUGCGAUUUUGCUACUGCUCGAAAUAUGAACCUUAGAAAGCAUAUAGAAUCGGUUCAUUUGAAUAAAAAAGAGCAUAAGUGUCUCCUUUGUGACUGUGCUACAUUUGACCGGAGAAGUCUUGAAGAGCAUAUAAAUUCAGUUCAUUUAAAUUUGAAGAAAUAUGCAUGUUCGAAGUGUGACUAUGCUACAGCUCGUAAAGGAUGCUUAAGACGACAUAUGAAUUCAGUUCAUUUGAAAUUGAAGAAACAUAAAUGUCACCUAUGUGAUUAUGCUUCAGAUAGAAAGGGGCUUAUUAAAGUUCAUAUAGAAUCUGUUCAUUUGAAUAAGUGUAAUCUUUGUGAUUAUGCCUCGGCUGAAAAAGGAUCCUUGGAAUCUCAUAUUAAAUCAAUCCAUUUUUAAUAUAAGGAAAUAAUAAUGUCAUUCAUGCGAUUUUGAAUCAGUUCUAAAUGAAGACCUCAAACAACACAUAAAUUCUUUUCAUUUGAACAUGUAGCAUAUUAAUUCUCACCUUUGUGAGUUUGUUACAAUUAAUAAGACAUAAGAUAUGAGCAUAUAGAAUUGAUUCAUUUUAAUUUGAUAAUUAUAAAUGGGAAAAAUUGUGAUAUUACAACAGCAAAUGAAGAAUACUUUAGUCAAAAUAUAAAUUAAAAUGAACAUAAAUGUCACCCAUAUGAUGUGCAUAUAGAUUUGUAGCAUUUGAAUAUAAAGGGAAAUAAGAGCCACUUGUGUUCGAAAAGAACACGUCAAAUCUCAUAUAGAAUCUGUCCAUUCGGAAAUUAAAUAACAUCAAGAUUACCUAUGAAUGAAAUGUAAAAUCUGAUGAAGGAUCAUUGUAACUAAUAAUUAAUUGUUUUGUUUCAUUAAUUUUUUUGUUUUGUGAAUAAAAAUUAUAUUAUUAUU